Lingula anatina is the source of this 9046-nucleotide messenger RNA. RefSeq names its product neurofibromin-like. The record is from RefSeq and is a predicted model, not a curated record. NCBI's taxonomy places the organism in Eukaryota, Metazoa, Brachiopoda, Lingulata, Lingulida, Lingulidae. Gene Ontology annotation, biological process: regulation of GTPase activity.
UAAAGUAAGAUGGCGGGCAUGCUGUCUCUCCUUUUCGAUGAAUUACGAUAAAAUUUUACCUCACUUUAGUGCGAUGGCAACGCAGAAACCGGGUGAAUGGGUACAAUCGCUCAUAACCCGGUUUGACAAUCAGUUGCCCAUCCGCACUGGCCAGCACACCACCCAAUCAAUCCAGAAUGUGGAACAGAAUAAGGAGUGUCUGAUUAAUGUCAGCAAAUACAAGUUCUCCUUGGUCAUCAGUGGACUGACCAAUAUUCUCAAGAAUGUGGACUCCAUGAAAAUAUAUGGACCAGAAGCAGAGAGGAAUUUCUAUGAUUCACAGCUUAUAAUUCUAGAAACUCUAGAACAGUGUUUAAAUGGACAACCAAAGGACACCUCCCGUUUGGAUGAACAAAUGUACGUCAAGCUGUUGCUGCCAGAGAUCUGUAAAUUUUUGAACUUGCCAAGUGACACCCCAGUUUUGAAUCAGUUGAAGCACCUAUCUUCCAAGGUUCUGUUUGCUCUGAGCCUCAACAACUUCACAGCUGUCUUCAACAGGAUUUCAGCCAGAUUACAUGCCUUGUCGACAUCUAGUGAAGAUGUGUCGGAUACUACAGACCUUGAGCUCAUCCAGCACAUAAACGUGGACAUGCACAGGUUGAUCAAGUUAUUGGCAGAGACUGCUAACAAGUUCAAAUCUUUGAAGAAAAAUGUCCAUAUCUCACUGGCAAUUAGCUUGGAAAAGGCUAUUUGGAACUGGAUGGACAACUACCCAGAGGAGUUCACUGAUCUGCAGAGAAGACCUGAUGAUGAACUGGCAGAUUGCUGUGACCGCCUGUUUGAACUGUUCAACCACUUUGCUGAGAAUGCCAAGAGAAAAGCAGCUGUGUGGCCCCUGCAGAUGAUGUUGCUAGUCCUCUGUCCAAAAGUCCUUGAAGAAAUCACCAACUCAGAUGCAGGAGCCCCAUGCUCUCCAGAUCAUCUGAAAAAGAAACAUUUUGUGGAUGAGUUGAAGAAGGCCCUCUCACAUCAUGGCUACUCCAAGCAGCUGACCGAGGCUGCGGCAGUGACAUCUGUCAAGCUGUGUAAAGUAUCAACUUACAUUAACAUAGCCGAUAGGACAAAUGUGGUCUUUGUGCUGGUCCAGCAUGUCUUUGCUGACCUACGGAAUCACCUGUUCAACCAAGUGAAGCCUUUCUCUCGUGGCCCUAGCAGUGUAUCCCAAGACAUAGAUCUGAUGAUUGACUGUUUUGUCUCCUUCUUCCGUAUUAUUCCUCACCAUAACGAUGUCCUGAAGAUCUGCCUGCAUCCUAGCUCCCCCUCCACAUAUCACUUUGUGCUAGUAAAUGCUCUUCACAGGAUCAUCACACAGCCCCGGUUGUCUUGGUGGCCCAAGAUUGACAUCAUCUAUGGCAAAGCCCAUGAACUAAGAAAUAUGUUCACAGAUACACUGAAUAAGGUGUCCCAGGGGUUGAGUGGCCACACCCCUCUCCGACAGCAGUGGAAAGAGAAAGUGCCUGGUUUGAAGUUCACCAAAGAAAAGAAUCCUGAUGAGGGGCCAAACUACAAGUACCUCUUGUUGUGGAUUGUACGGCUUAUCCAUGCUGACCCUAUACUUAUGUUACAUAAUCCCGGUCGUGCUGGUCAUGAAAUCCAAAGCAGCACGUUGGAGCUGAUCAAUGGUUUAGUGUCCCUGGUUCACCAGCAGUCUAUGCCUGAUGUGGCACAGGAAGCCAUGGAGGCCUUGUUAUGUUUACAUGAGCCAGCUACUAUUGAACUGUGGAACCCUGAGGCUCCCAUUAAUACUUUCUGGGAUGUAAGCUCCCAGGUGCUAUUUUCCAUUUCCCAAAAGCUUAUUCAGCACCAGAUAGUGAAUUACACUGAAAUUUUGAAGUGGCUGAGAGAAAUUUUGAUCUGUCGUAACAAUUUCCUGCAAAGGCACAAGGACUAUGCUAACGUUGGGAGCAAUAUUCCCAUCUGCAGACAGGCUCACAUAAAACUGGAGGUUGUUUUCUUCAUGUACCUGUGGAGCAUAGACAUAGAUGCAGUGCUGACUGCCAUGUCCUGCUUCCGUCUGCUGUGUGAAGAGGCAGACAUCCGCUGUGGAUCUGACGAGUUGGCGGUCACACAGCUCCUCCCUAACUACAGUGUGUAUGCUGAGCUAGCCCAGGCCAGUAUGGAACUGACCACAGGGAGAGCUGCUCUGCAGAAGAGAAUUAUGGCCUUGUUGAGAAAAAUUGAAUACUCUACAGCUGGUAACUAUCAGGCUUGGGAAGAUACCUUCAUGAAUUGGGAAAGUGCUACCAGAUAUCUGGUGACCUAUCCCAAAUCCAAACUGGAUGAUGGCAGCUUGAUCGGGGAUACAUUUCAUAGAGCCAACAAGAGGAGAGCCUCCUCACAUCAAAGUACAGAACAUGAUCUUGAGGACAUGCUAAAUGAGUGGGCCAACAUGACAGGGUUCCUGUGUGCCCUGGGCAGCGUGUGUCUCCAGAACAAGGCUGUCUUGAGGUCCAAUGUGGGAUCCCUGCCUUCCCUGGAGAGCAGGAAAGCUAGUGUCAUCUCAUGCCACACCUCAGAGUCACAGUAUUGCCCUGUUACACAAUUUAUUGGCAACCUGUUGAAGCUGUUGGUGUGUCAGAAUGAGAAGUUUGGUCCACAGAUACAGAAACAUGUCAAAGAACUUGUAGGACAUGAACUGAACUCUGCCGUGUACCCCAUCCUCUUUGACCAGAUUAAAAUAUGUGUAGAGAAGUGCUUCGAUUCAGCAGGACAGGUUAUAGUAAAUGAUUGGAACACCCAGUUCAUAGAGAAUGUGAUCUUUAUAAUGAAGAACAUUCUGGAGAGUCGCCCAGAUCAGCCGUGCGAGCAUCUUGGAGUGACCAGCAUUGAAUCACUGAUGUUGGGUAUUGUCAAGUACGUCCGUCAUCUUGACUCUAAUGUUCAUGCUAUACAAAUCAAGACAAAGUUGUGUCAGCUGGUGGAAGCUAUGAUGAACCGUAGGGAUGACCUGACAUUCCGCCAGGAAAUGAAAUUUCGGAACAAACUGGUGGAGUACUUGACUGACUGGAUCAUGGGGAAUUCUCAUCAGUACAAUGCUCAGGAUGUUAGUCAUAUGUCAAGGUUGACCCUGUCCAGAGACUUGGACCAGGCCAGUAUGGAGGCAGUAGCCGCCCUGUUAGCUGGCUUACCACUCCAGCCAGAGGAGAGUGACCGUGGUGACCUCAUGGAGGCAAAAUCUCAGUUGUUUUUAAAAUACUUCACCCUGUUCAUGAACUUGCUAAAUGAUUGUUCAGAAGAAUCUGAUGACAAAGUUAUGGAUGCUACAAGGAAGAGAACUAGUUCCAACCUCAGUUCCCUGAGGAACUGUACUGUGCUUGCCAUGUCUAAUCUGUUGAAUGCUAACAUAGAUAGUGGACUCAUGCACUCUAUUGGGUUAGGUUAUCACCAUGACCCACAGACCAGGGCAGCUUUCAUGGAAGUUCUUACCAAGAUAUUACAGCAGGGCACAGAGUUUGAGACUCUGGCAGAGACAGCCUUGGCCGAUCGCUUCGAGAGGCUGGUAGAACUAGUGACCAUGAUAGGAGACAAGGGAGAGCUUCCCAUUGCCAUGGCUUUAGCCUCUGUGGUAUCUACACAGCACAUGGAUGAGCUAGCCCGUGUAUUUGUGACGCUAUUUGAUGCCAAGCACUUGCUGUACCAGUUAUUAUGGAACAUGUUUUCCAAAGAGGUUGAAGUCGCUGACUGCAUGCAGACUUUGUUUCGAGGCAACAGUUUGGCCAGCAAAAUCAUGGCGUUCUGCUUCAAGAUGUAUGGGCAGAAAUACCUGCGCGAACUUCUCAGCCCUUAUCUGGAGGAAAUGUUCAUGUCUGAUAAGCAGUGUGUUUCGUAUGAAGUGGACCCAGCAAGGUUGGAAGGGUGCGAAAGUAUUGAAGACAAUCGAAGACAUCUCAUGCUGUUGACACAGAAGGUAUUCAAUGCCAUCAUGGCAUCUUCCCAAAAGUUCCCUCCCCAGUUACGCAACAUGUGCCAUUGUUUGAAUCAAGUUGUUAGCUGCAGGUUUCCCGAUUCUGCCACAGCAGCUGUUGGAACUGUGAUAUUUCUCCGUUUUAUCAACCCAGCUCUAGUGUCCCCGUGUGAGUGGGGAAUAAUCGACCAGGAGCCAACUCCGGGGAUAAAGCGUGGCCUAACACUAAUGUGCAAAAUCAUGCAGAACAUUGCCAACCAUGUUCUCUUCACCAAAGAACAGCACAUGAGGCCAUUUAAUGAUUUCCUCAAGACCAACUUUGAGUCGGGCAGAAGGUUUUUCAUUGAAAUAGCCUCUGACUGUGAAACUGCAGACAGUGGAAACCACAGCUUGUCCUUCAUAAGUGAUGCCAAUGUCCUGGCUCUGCACAGGCUACUGUGGAUCAACCAGGAGAGGAUAGGGGAGUACUUGUCCAGCAGCAGAGAUCAUAAAGCAGUUGGCAGACGACCGUUUGACAAAAUGGCCACCCUGCUGGCUUAUCUUGGACCGCCAGAGCACAGGCCUCUAGACUCACAGUGGAGCAGCAUGGACAUGACAAGUACGAAGUUUGAGGAGAUCAUGUCAAAGUACAACAUGCAUGAGAAGGAUGAGUUUAAGUCCUUGAAGUCUCUGAACAUCUUCUACCAGGCUGGCACCAGCAAACAAGGGAACCCUGUUUUCUAUUACAUAGCUAGAAGAUACAAGGUGGGAGAGAUCAAUGGGGAUUUACUCAUCUAUCAUGUGCUGCUCACCCUCAAGCCAUUUUACCACAAACCAUUUGAACUGGUGAUAGAUUUUACUCACACGUGUGCAGAUAAUAGAUUUAGAACUGACUUUCUCUCCAAAUGGUUUGUGGUGAUGCCAGACACAGUGUAUCAGAACAUCAUGGCAGCGUACAUCUACAACUGUAACUCAUGGGUCAGAGAGUACACUAAAUACCAUGAGAGAAUAUUAGCUCCUUUACGGUACCAUAGGAAGCUUGUUUUUAUAGACCACCCCUCCCGCCUCAAUGAGCACGUGGGCACGGAGCAGCAGAAACUGCCAGGAGCAACUCUUGCCCUAGAGGAAGACCUCAAAGUCUUCAACAAUGCUUUGAAACUCUCACAUAAAGAUACCAAAGUUGCCAUCAAGGUGGGUCCCAAUGCUAUCCAAGUGACCUCCUCUGAGAAGAGCAAGGUGUUGGGCCAUGCGGUAUUGCUCAAUGAUGUCUACUAUGCCUCUGAAAUAGAGGAGGUUUGUUUGGUGGAUGACAAUCAGUUCACUCUCACUAUCUCCAAUGAGAGUGGCCCUCUCUCCUUUAUUCACAAUGACUGUGAUAGCAUAGUGCAGGCAAUCAUACACAUUCGGACACGUUGGGAACUGUCUCAGCCAGAAACUGUUACUGUCCACACCAAAAUCAGACCAAAGGAUGUUCCAGGAACAUUGCUCAAUAUAGCUUUACUGAACUUGGGCAGCUCAGAUCCCAGUCUGAGGUCUGCUGCUUACAACUUACUCUGUGCUCUCACCCAGACCUUUGACCUGAAGAUUGAAGGACAGCUGCUAGAAACUACUGGUUUAUGUAUCCCCUCCAACAACACAAUCUUCAUCAAGUCUAUCAGUGAGAAGCUGGCUGCCAAUGAACCCCACCUGACCCUGGAGUUCCUGGAGGAGUGUAUCCAAGGCUUCAGGAACUCCAACAUAGAGAUGAAACAUUUGUGCUUGGAGUACAUGACUCCAUGGUUACCCAAUCUUACCAGAUUCUGUAAACAUUCUGAUGAAAACAAGAGACAGAAAGUUGCUCUGAUUCUGGACAAACUGAUCACCAUGACCAUUGAUGAAGUGCAGAUGUAUCCUUCCAUCCAAGCCAAGAUCUGGGGAAAUAUUGGCCAGGUGGCAGAUCUUCUUGACAUGGUGCUAGACAGCUUUAUAAAGAGAAGUGUUACAGGUGGCCUUGGCUCCAUCCAGGCGGAGAUCAUGGCGGACACCCUGGUGGCCUUGACCUCUGCUAAUGUCCAGCUGGUCUCCAGGAAGGUCAUUGGACGGUUGUGCAGGCUGAUAGACAAGACCUGUAUGUCUCCUACCUCUACACUGGAGCAGCAUUUGAUGUGGGAUGACAUCGCCAUCCUUGCCAGAUAUUUGCUCAUGUUGUCAUUCAACAACUCACUUGAUGUGGCUAGUCAUUUACCAUUCCUGUUCCACAUUGUGACACUGCUAGUGCACACGGGUCCACUGAGCCUGAGAGCGUCCACACAUGGCCUGGUCAUUAAUAUCAUUCACUCCCUCUGCACAUGUUCACAGUUGGAAAUGAAAGAGGAAACAAUACGGGUGCUGAAGCUGAGCUUGACAGAAUUUUCUCUGCCCAAGUUCUACCAGCUGUUUGGGAUCAGCAAGGUGAAGUCAGCUGCGGUGAGUGCAUUCAGGACCAGCUACAAGGCAGGGGACAGGUCCUUUGUGUACAGUCCAGCAGAACAGGAGAGGAUGUCUCUGAACUCACUGGAGGUCAUCACAGAUGCCUUGUUGGAAAUAAUGGAGGCAGUGAUGAAGGACGUUGCUCAGGAUGAGCCACAGCGAGACUGGCUGCAGCAGUGGAUUGACCUGUCCAAGAGGUUUGCCUUCCAGUACAACCCGGCUUUACAACCCCGUGCAAUAAUAGUUUACGGUUGCAUUAGCAAGACGGCUAAUGACUCCGAGAUCAAACAGUUACUUAGGAUUCUUGUCAAGUGUGUUGGUUUCCUGGACAAGACGGUAAAGCAUUACUUAGUUUGCACAUGCAACUAUACCAUGUUGAAUAUUGAGAGAGCUUUGGAAUCUUUCACAGAUCUCCAGCUCAUAGAUGGUAUAGUGAUGUGCCUGACCAGACUUCAGCCACUACUCAGACCAGAUUCUCCAAUUCACAAGUUCCUUUUCUGGGUGGCCAUUUCGGUGUUGCAGCUGGAUGAGGUGUCUUUAUAUGCCUCUGGGUUAGCUUUGCUAGAACAGAAUCUCCACACUCUAGACAAUCAGGGAUGCUUCCAAGAACAGUACUUGGAACGAAUCAUGAUGGCGACCAGAGAACCCCUUGAGUGGCAUUUUAAACAGCUGGAUCAUUCCAUGGGCAUGAGCUUCAAGGCCAACUUUAACUUUGCAUUGGUGGGACAUUUACUCAAAGGUUUUCGCCAUCCAGAACCCACCACAGUCUGUAGAACUGUCCGUGUGCUCAACAUGUUGCUGUGCAUUGUGGCUAAACCAACCAAGAGAGACAAAUUUGAAGUCACUCCAGAAAGCGUGCCAUAUUUAGCAGCCUUGGUGUCAGUGUCUGAAGAAGUCCGCAGUAGAUGUCACAUGAAGCACCGCAUUAGCCAGAGCAUCACCGAGUCCACCUCGACGGACAGUCUGAGUGGAGAGCUGAUGUCCAGUCAGGGUGUCCUGGUCGGCCAGAUCCCCAUGAUGACCACACCCACCACCAGGAGACAGAAGAGCUGGGACCUGCUUGACCAGAGUGCCAUGGCAGCUGCUCGGAUUAAAAAUCCACACUUGCUCAGUGUACAGUCUUGUGAUGCUACCCUCCAGGCUAGCAGUCCCAAGACCUGGAAAAGUCUGGACUCGGCAGAGCCUAGUCUGGUCAGACCGCCAUUUAAAACCCAGCGCAGUAGCUCUAUGCCGACCCCGAAAUCCGCUCCCAAGGAUUCGGUGGAGGGGGCUAUGAAAAAUGAUGGGGGUGGGGCUAAUGGGGGGAGUGCCAGUAGUAGUACUAGUAGUGCCACUACUCAGAGGAGUGCCAGGGGCUCUGUCUCCAAUGAGAAUAACAUACUCCUGGACCCUGAGGUGUUGACUGACUACAGGACACAGGCGCUGUUACUCACUGUCUUGGCCACCCAGGUGCGUAAUACCACUGAUGACAAUGAAGCCCGCAUACUGUAUGAAUACCUGGCUGAAGCCUCUGUUGUGUUUUCCAAAGUAUUCCCGGUGAUUCAUAGUUUGCUGGACUCCAAAAUCAACUCUGUGUUGUCCCUGUGCCAUGACCAGGUGAUCUUGAAUGCUGUCCAGAGCAUUAUACAGAACAUGAUUUCCUGCGAGGAUGUCUCACAGCAACAGCUGUCUUAUAUACAGAGUAUUGGUUUUGGGGGACUUUGGAGAUUUGCUGGGCCAUUUACUAAGUCCACUCAGAACCAGGAGAACGCAGAGCUGUUUGUGAACUGUCUGGAAGCCAUGGUGGAAACUUGUCUCCCAGGAGACGACAUCGAUGUCCAGAACCCCUAUCCCAGCUCUCUGGGCAUCACCUCCAACCCUUGCCUGUCCAGUUCCAUGUCCAGCAUCAGUGUGACCAGUGUCCAGUCCCCAACUGAUAAGGAAGCCUUGGAUCUUAGCUUAUCGGCCAGUAACAGUGCUAAUCGCGUCCGUCACACCUCGGCCAGUCAUGUGGUCCACAAGCCCCGCGCUGGAAGCUUUAAGAGGAAAAGCAGUAAGAAGAAGCAGGCGGGAAUGUACGAGUAAUACAGAAAUAUUUUGUGUAGUUGAAAAUAAUGUUCAGAUUUAAAAUAAAUAUUUAUUGUAAUGUUGUCUGGGACGAGUGGCAAGGAGAUUGAAAGAGUUCCUACCAUGUUUUUUAUGAGGCGGAAAUGGACCCAACUGAACUGAAAGUGGCAACGUAAAAAAAUGUUGAUGAUGUUGUCUAUACAUGCUUGGGUCCUGUAUUUGGUGCUAUAUAUAAAUCUGUCUGUAAACAUGUGCCAUUCAUUCAGUAUAUAAAUGUAUUCGGGUUACCAGCAUUGAGCAGAAAUGAAGACCUCUCAUUAGGCAUGGCUUCUAUUUAUUUUUCUUACUUGGCUGAUAUUGGUUUGAAAUGAAAAUAAGUUCUUUUUUGAAAAGAAAAUGUUCUUUUAUUUUGUAAUCAUGAAAACAUAUGCUUAUGAGUUUCAUGGUUGAAAUGAAAUUAUUUUCUCAAAUUCAGUGAAGCAGGUUGGAAAAUUGAAUAAUCAAGCAACAAAGGUAAUUUUCAUAGUCGAAGUCUUACACACUCCAGGUUUUCCUUUAUAUAAUUUCAUUAUAAAAUUAAAUUUGAAGAUUUACCACUGCUUUGGGUAAAUAAAACACCCAAUAUAUAUA